Molecule: messenger RNA, 510 nt
Organism: Pelmatolapia mariae (spotted tilapia)
Lineage: Eukaryota; Metazoa; Chordata; Actinopteri; Cichliformes; Cichlidae
Product: small ribosomal subunit protein eS12-like
Exons: 6
Coding region: 57-335 (92 amino acids)
Biological process (GO): translation
Cellular component (GO): ribosome; cytosolic small ribosomal subunit
Molecular function (GO): structural constituent of ribosome
Source: RefSeq, a predicted model, not a curated record
CUCGCUGCUCAUCUGCAGGAAAGAACUUUUAGUUCACCAUCCAUCGCAAAUCUACAAUGGCCGAGGAAGGCAGUCCUGCCGGAGGUGUGAUGGAUGUCAACACCGCUCUCCCUGAAGUGCUCAAGACCGCACUCAUCCACGAUGGCCUGGCCCGAGGUAUCCGUGAGGCUGCCAAGGCUCUGGACAAACGUCAAGCCCAUCUCUGCGUGCUUGCUGCCAACUGCGAUGAGCCCAUGUAUGUCAUGCUGGUGGAGGCCCUCUGUGCCGAGCAUCAGAUCAAUCUCAUCAAGCAGUCCUGCCGGAGGUGUGAUGGAUGUCAACACCGCUCUCCCUGAAGUGCUCAAGACCGCACUCAUCCACGAUGGCCUGGCCCGAGGUAUCCAUGAGGCUGCCAAGGCUCUGGACAAACGUCAAGCCCAUCUCUGCGUGCUUGCUGCCAACUGCGAUGAGCCCAUGUACGUCAUGCUGGUGGAGGCCCUCUGUGCCGAGCAUCAGAUCAAUCUCAUCAAG